AAGCCGUUUGGUUCUAGGAUGGGUGCAGGUCCAAUGCCCUCGAUGCGGGGGUGCGCCUGCCUCCCCACCCGCACAUACUUCUGACACUCCAUGCAGUACGCGCUCGCGAUCCGCUGCUACAUAUCGCUGGUCCGGCGGAGACGGUGGGGUUGGGCAGGCCGUGCUCGGCGGCGUCGCUGGUGAGGCCGGGGGCGCCGCCGCUGCCGCUGGCGGGGCCGCGCCUGGCGACGUCGUGCCGACGCCGUGGUGGAGGGAGGAUGCCAACACCCAGAUGCUGCAGAUCCCCCCGACGUGGCGCCACAGCCAGGAUCGCACAGGAGGCCGGCGUGACGGCGCGGGGCACGAGGCGAGGCCCGAGAAGGAGGUGACGGCCAUCGUCACGCACGCCGGCAAGAACAGCCAGGAGUUCAUCGAUAUGGCCGUGAUGCUUGCCGUCUCGCUGAAGCGCCACGUUCCCGACUACCCCCGGUUCGCCAUCGCGGUCAGGGGGAUGACCGAGACGAACCAGGAAACGCUGUCGAAGGCUGGCUGGACCGUCGUCCUGGUGGACGACUGGAGCGAGCUGCAGCAGAGGGAGAAAGCCUCGCUGGUGCCGCCGGUGCAGCUGAAGCGCAACGGCACGGCGGGCGCUGCCCCGCCACCCGGGCUGGCACAGCGAGGGCUGGAGCUCCUGGCGUACGAGCCGAAGCACGACGAGGACAGGUUCUUCUGGCGUUGGGCGGACGCUUUCGAGAAGCUCAACAUGUUUAGGCUGCCGUUUGGCCGCGUGUUGUAUUUGGAUGCGGACACGUACGUCAUGAGCGAUCAGUUGGGCUUCCUUUUGAACUCCACCACGCUGCCCGACGGCAACAUUGGCAUGGUGCACGACGGGUGCAGGACGGGCGCAGCUCAGGACGGUGAGUACAACUCUGGCGUCAUGCUCUUCAAGCCGCACCGCGGGAUGUUUACGAAGAUGCUGAAGGUAGUCGGAGGUGUCAUGAGCGGCGCGUUGGAAGAGAAGCCCGAUCAGCCGAUCAUCAACGAAGUUUACAAGGGCCGGGUGAGCGCGCUGGACAGGAAGUACAACUGCAUAGACCUUACUGGCCGGACGGCGGCUGCCGAGUGUGCCCAGAAGUGCAAGGAGGUGGUGGUCGCUCACUUCACCGGCCUCCCAAAGCCAGCCACCGCCGACGCGAAGUUCCUCGACAUUGUCCGGAGGCCCUACUCUCCGAUGCUGCACUGCUUCAACACGAACCACGGCUCGUGCGGCGCCUGGUCGGAGUAUUACUGCGACGUCCGCCAGAACAGGCGGGCGCUGACCAGGAGGCUGCGGAACACCGUGGAGGCCACUGGGGGCUGCUGCCAUACCCCUCGGCAGGCGGACGACCCUCCCGAGUGCCGCGACGGGUGUCCGAGCCAGGUCAGGGUGGACGGCUGGAUGCCCGUGGCAGCUGUUCGCGGCGUGUUCAACAAGACCAACCUUCCUUCCGACCCGAUUCUGAACGCGGGACGGCCCAUUUACGUUGGCCCCGCAAUAGCGGCGGGUGCCGAUGUCAACGGAUCAAUGUCGUACAUCUGGUACUUGAAGCCGUACGGGAAUUGGGUGAUCGGUUUUGAUUACACGACGACCGUGGACCUACUCGCACGAGCGCGCGUCGUGCCCCUCGGACACCAGCGUGUGGAAGAGCGUGCAGGCGAGGAAGGUCGUGAACACGACGGUGUCCGUCGUCCCCGACAGCCCCAUCACGGCGGACAUGGUGCUCGACUUGAAGUCUAG
Messenger RNA from Prorocentrum cordatum, 1756 nucleotides. Lineage: Eukaryota; Dinophyceae; Prorocentrales; Prorocentraceae. The record is from the annotation of a GenBank genome assembly.